This is a messenger RNA of Desarmillaria tabescens, 1044 nucleotides long. RefSeq lists its product as uncharacterized. The transcript is spliced from 4 exons. Lineage: Eukaryota; Fungi; Basidiomycota; Agaricomycetes; Agaricales; Physalacriaceae. Bases 1 to 1044 code for a protein of 347 amino acids. The record is from RefSeq and is a predicted model, not a curated record.
AUGGCUGGCCCUCUGUUCGACACGAGAUUUCAACGAACUCCACUUUAUCACUAUUAUUUUACCUUUUCCAUUGAUGUGGCAGCAACUCUGGAGUUCUAUUGUGACGGGGGUGACGAGGUCAUGUUGCAGAAGUUGGCUGGUCUGCAGGAGCACAAAUAUGCUGGUUACUGUAUUGACGAUCCAAGCCAAGAGACACCAAAAUACAAAGUUAUCAACAUUCGGCUAGUGCAGCAAGGCCUCACGAAGCCUCAUCCUCGGAAACCAGAUCAUGCACGGCCUCAGAUGUGCAUUCCUAUUUUUCCAGAGACCGCCCAUCCUAGGUCAAGGGAACCCCUUAGAGUGUCGAAGCCAUUGCCAUGGGACCAUUGCUACCAUCCUACCUGCUACGACCUUUGGGCGCGCGUGCCAUCCGAAUCGCGAGACUAUCUUUACACACCAUAUGUGAUCUUGUCCCUUCCACUUUACAGGGCCCUCCAGGAGGAUAACCUCUACGGUGAACUUCUCCGGGCUGGACUAGACGAUGAUAGAAUCCAGCGAAUUAUUGAUGGUCAAGAAGAGGCUCCGGACACCGACGAUGUUUCAGAGACUGAUAGCCAGGCCUGCCAAAAGUUCCUAGUCAAGAUACCAGGCUCUGAUGAUCUUGGAGAAGAUGGGAUCUUCGUGCCGGUUAUGCGUAUCGAUCACGUCCUGUCAAACGUCCCAGAGAUAUCUGAUCCAUCGCAGUUGUGGGGAGAUGUGGAUUUUUUCCGGGAGAUCGUGCAGGAGUAUCAACUCGCACGCUAUGGAUCGAUCCUUUUCGACCCACCGCAGGUUACAGAGGUUGAUGACACGUCUGUUUAUAGUAUCACAUCGGGGGUAUCUUGUUCAAGUUCGACGGAAGAACUCAGCCCUGACUCCCCAGACUCACAUAAAUUGGACUUGACGUCCAAGGAAUUUCCCUUGGUGCCGGUGCGUAGUCGGAAAGGAAGAAUCAAGUCGCUCUUCUGGUGGGCGAUCAUGAAUCUCGCCGAGCUGGUGAAGUGGCGCAAGUUCUCUAGCAAGUGA